CACAGCAAAAUAAAAUUAUAUAAUAAUUUUUAAAUUAAAAUCUAACCAAUUAACUUAUCUAAUAUCUUUUAAAUUUUAAGUGGUCUUCUAUAUAAUAUCUCAAAAACACUUUUUCAAACACCGCAAAGCUUUGAAAAGUAAUUCUUAGUCUUGUUUAGACCCGACCUUUAGACACUAAAAUGGUAAACAGUAGGCAAUGAAAUUUGCAAGUGAUUUUGACUGUAUUUAGCAGAAGUUUCAUAAUAUUAAAUAGGUGUUAAAUCUAUGUAAUAAAAUGUAUCCUAGAUGUGGGAGUAGUGGUUCUAUUCAAAACAUUCACCAAACACCUUCAUCAUCUAAUCAUAACUCUGAAGAUGAAGAUGACAGUGGGGACAACAAGGCUUCUGCAAUUAGUUUUAAAGAAAGACGAAGGGAAGCACACACACAGGCGGAACAGAAAAGAAGAGAUGCUAUUAAAAAGGGUUAUGAUUCAUUACAAGAGUUAGUUCCUACUUGUCAACAAACAGAUGCCUCUGGAUAUAAACCAAGCAAAGCAGCUGUCCUUCAAAAAUCAAUAGACUAUAUACAAUACUUGUUACAACAACGUCGCCGACAGGAAGAAGAACGGAAAGCUCUUCACAAAGAUGUCAUAGCUCUGCGUAUAAUGCAGGCUAAUUAUGAACAGAUUGUGAAAGCACAGCACUCUGUACCUGGCCUUAAUGAGCAGAGGCUUACUGAUCAGGACAAGUUCCAAGUGUUUCAGGGUAUAAUGGAUAAGUUAUUUGAUUCCUUCGAGUCCGUACCCACGAAUAACUUCGCAGAGUUCUCAGGAGGUGUAUUUAACUGGCUUGAGGAGUAUUGUAAGCCGCAGUCGCUGAGAACCAUGGUGCACGAUGUCUUAAGAGAGCAAAACUACACUCCUUGAUAUAUUUUGAAAAAUAUACAAAGUACUUACAAUUAGAUGCCAUUAUAGCCAAACAUUUAUCUUCGCAAUUAACGACUAGUGAAUUUGAAGUCUCUUAGUUUAAAAAAAUAUAUUUUAGUGUACUAUCGCCAUAAAGCAGCAAGGUUGAUAAGUUCUGUCAAUUUUAGAUGCAUAAGAUUUGAAUAAUUAUUCAAACAAAAUUGUCAUUCAUGCAGGUUUAGUCAUAAAGGGUAUACUAAAAAACCAGUGAUAGUGAUAGUAUUCAUAAAAAUGAUUUCCCAAAGAAGCAAAUUUUUUCAAAAUUAUAUUUGAUACUCAUACAAAAGUGACUUGACCGUCACGUCA
Molecule: messenger RNA, 1249 nt
Organism: Achroia grisella
Lineage: Eukaryota; Metazoa; Arthropoda; Insecta; Lepidoptera; Pyralidae
Gene: bigmax
Product: max-like protein X
Exons: 5
Coding region: 275-904 (209 amino acids)
Biological process (GO): regulation of transcription by RNA polymerase II
Cellular component (GO): nucleus
Molecular function (GO): DNA-binding transcription factor activity, RNA polymerase II-specific; RNA polymerase II cis-regulatory region sequence-specific DNA binding; protein dimerization activity
Source: RefSeq, a predicted model, not a curated record